CCCUGCCAAUCCCUCCCAGCCCACCGCAGAUUUCUGGGUACGAAUCAUCGAGAUGCUGGCUGCUGCUUCCGUAGCCAUUUGGGCUCGAGGACUUGGCUCAGCCAGCGCGCAGGCUGCGCAUCACAGCGUUGCGGUCUUGAGGAGGAAGAUACCGGCCGCCCUCCGAAGGGAUGGCUGCAGCGGCCUUCACGCUCGCCCCUGGCGCGCCGGUCGGCGUGCCGGCGCUGCCGCCGCCGGCGAGCGCGGCCACACCGCACGCACCUCGGCCCGGCGCGGAUGCGUCGAGCAGCUGGCGGCCGCUGGCCACAGCUGGCACGGCGGCCGCGGCGGUGACGGCCGCCGCCUCGCGGGGGCGCGCCCGCCGGGCGAACCGCCGGGCAGGGACGAGGCGCCAUGCGCUGGCUUUUGUGGGCGAGGGCACCACCAGCAAGUCCACGUCGUGGUCUGGGCUGACGCCGGGGAAGGACUACGAACUCUCCAUCUUCAGCCAGGAGAUCGCCGAGAACACCCGCACGAUUCGCUCGCACGACUGGGAGCGGGAUCGUUUCGACAUCGAGUUCGCGCUCACGAACGGCACCACGUACAACGCGUACACCAUCAAGGGCGAGACGGCGACGGCCUUGAUAGACGCCUCCCACAAGAAGUUCGAGUCCCUGUUCAUGGACUCGCUCGAGUCGCCGGACGGAGGUGAUAUCGACCUUGCUACCCUGGACUACAUCGUGGUGUCUCACACUGAGCCGGACCACUCCGGCCUCAUCGAGAACAUCUUGAGAAAGGCGGCGGAGAAGGGCAAUGACAAGAUCACGGUCGUGGGCUCCAAGGUCUGCAUUGGCUUCCUCCAGAAUCUCAUGCACAUGGACUUCAAGAACAUGAUUGUUAAGGACGGCGCCACCAUCGACCUGGGCGGCGGCCACGAGCUCGAGUUCCUGGCGACCCCGAACCUGCACUGGCCGGACACCAUCUGCACCUAUGACCGCAAGACCGAGCUGCUCUACACCUGCGACAUCUUCGGCAUGCACUACUGCAGCAAGGAGAUCACCGACGUGGAGGGCGUGGAUGCGCUGAAGCCGCACUACCAGCUGUACUACAACUGCCUCAUGAAGCCGAACGCAAAGAGCGCUACCACGGCGAUGAAGAAGCUCCCGAAGCUCGCUGGCCCCGUGAGCGCCGUGUGCACGGGCCACGGGCCGAUCCUCACCCACCACAAGGACGAGUGGCUCAACAUGUACCAGACCUGGUCGGAGGACGCCCUGAAGGUGCUCGGCCCCGCCGUGUGCAUCUUCUGGGUGAGCCGCCAUGGGGAGUCCGAGCGGCUGUCACAGGCGCUCGCCUUCGGUCUGACCUCGAACGACGUUUCGGUGGAGAUGCACGACCUCAACGCCAUCGACGCCUUUGAGGUCGUGGAGGCGUGCGGCCGCAACCAGGUCAUCGUGGUCUUCGCGCCCCCGAUGACUGGCAUAGCGGAGGAGAACCUCAGCAGCAUCGUGGCCAGUUGCAACGAGAAGAACCACAAGUUCCUCGUCAGCGCCAGUUUCGGUGAGAACGAGGACCCUGUCGACUCCAUCGUCUCGCGUUUCGUACAGGUGGGCAUCCCGGAGGCAAUGCCAGCCCUCCGCCUGUUGGACGGCACCCCCCAGUCGCACCUUGUCAUUUACGAGGAGCACGGGCUACUGCUGGCCAAGCAGCUUCUGGAGAAGAAAAAGCAGGCGGCGAAGGACAAACUCAACGAGAAGACCAUGAAGGCCUUGGGCAAGAUGGGUGGUGGCCGCUACAUCAUCACGGCCUCCAAGGCCGAGGUCAACUGUGCUGGCGUGGCCACCUGGGUGAUGCCCGCGAGCACGGAGCCGCCAUCGGUCGCCAUGGCCGUCGCCAAGGAGGACGCGCUGCAGACCGUGAUGCAGGUGGGAGACACGUUCGUGGUGAACAUGCUCGAAGAGGGGAACUAUCUGCCGCUGCUGAAGCACUUCCAGCAGUCCUUCGCCCCUGGCGCCGACGUCCUCGAGGGCAUCGAGACGCUUCCGGUGGAGGGCGGCUCGGCCUUGAAGGGCGGUUGCGCGUUCCUCACCUGCAAGGUGAGCUCGCGCAUGGAUGCUAGCGACCACAUUAUCAUCUGCAGCGAGGUGGUAGCGGGAGAGGUGCUCCGCCAGGCCCCGAUUGCAGCCAACUACCGCAAGACUGCCGCGUACUACUGAGCAGCCGCCGGCGGAAAGAAUGGAGGAGGGAAUCGGUUGGUUGAGGAGCAGGUGGAAAUUCAAGCAUGGUUACGGUCUGGGGUGGUGGAGUGAUACGUGGAACCUAGACUUACAAUGAGCCAAUUUAGCAUAUGGCUCGAAUUCGUAUGCAUGCGAAUGAGCCGAAGACAAGCUCAGCGCGCCGCUUUCGCAUGGCAUCGUCGGCGCUCGGUAGCGGCCUUUUCGGCUGAACGCUCGCGGGGGAGUAUAGCUCUCCAUGCAUUUGAAGGCGAGUGUAGUUCUCCAGAUUCAGUUUUUCGGGCAUGUCGCUUGAGUCAGCGACGCCCCUUUCAGAUACCUCAUUGCAGGAAGCACUGCAGGAGGAUCGGUGAUAGGCCUGGCUCAGGGGUGCGGGGUGGGCAGUCCACAAUCCACAAGUUCGAUUCCAAAGUUGUAGGGUGCUGGGGCCAGUCUGGGCGCUGGUGCUCACUGCUCCCAGUCCGCGUGCCGUCAUGCUGUCGCGCUGGCAUGUUGCACAGACCCGCGUCUCUAGACUCGGCUCGCAAUCGCUGAGCUUCGAGGAGAGCGUACCCUCCUCCCCAAAAGGAUGCUGGCUGCUGCUCGCAGACUCGCAGACUGUCCUUCCGUUGUUUCCAGGAUGUCG
This is a messenger RNA of Prorocentrum cordatum, 2835 nucleotides long. NCBI's taxonomy places the organism in Eukaryota, Dinophyceae, Prorocentrales, Prorocentraceae. The record is from the annotation of a GenBank genome assembly.